GGCUGCUGUUUCAGACGGCUCGAGCUGCUGUGGACGAGAGACCGCGGACCUGAAGGAGGACUGGGGGACAGGACAGGCGGACCCGGGGACAGGACGGACACGCAACGCGCGCGCACGGGACAGACAUUCAGUUCAUUUCCCACCUGAUAAAGGUCAGAGGUCACAGCUCCAUGGUGGCUGAUAGAAGAUGAGAGACGAUGACUUUGGACGGAGCCGCGCUCUGCCAGGGUCAGAGGUCAAGCUGCACCAGGAUGCGGACAGAUCAGCUGGUUGCCAUGGUAAAGAGCUGGAGGAGGGUGGAGUUAAAGCCACGCCCCCGGGAGACGACGGCAGGUGCGCUCAUCCUGUUGACAGCGCUGGACUCUUCUCCUUCAUGACGUUUCAUUGGCUCACGCCUCUGGUCGUACACGCCCGCAAGAAAGGACAGCUCCUAUUGGCCGACAUCUGGCCCGUGUCACCGCAGGAGAAUUGCCAUGCCAACAGCAUGAGGCUGGCGGCGCUGUGGGAGGAAGAGCAGAGGUCAAAGGGCAGCGAGGCUUCUCUGUGCUCAGUGGUCUGGUCCUUCUGCCGGACCCGGCUCCUCCUGUCCAUCCUCUGCCUGACCGUCACCCAGCUGGCCGGAUUCAGCGGACCGGCCUUCAUGGUGAAGCGUCUCCUGGAGUACACUCAGCAGCAGGACUCGGACCUCCUCUACGGCCUCCUGCUGGUUCUGGGCCUGCUGACCACAGAGCUGGUCCGGUCCUGGUCUCUGGCUCUCACCUGGGCUCUGAACUACCGGACCGGCUGCCGCCUGAGGGGCGCCGUCCUCAGCCUCGCUUUCCACAAGAUCCUGAGGCUCCGCAGCGUCCGAGACAAGUCCAUGGGCCAAUUGAUGAACAUGUGUUCCAGUGACGGUCAGCGGAUGUUCGAGGCGGCGGCGGUGGGCAGUCUGUUGGCUGGAGGCCCCCUGGUGGCGGUUCUGGGCGUGGCCUACAACCUGUUCAUCCUGGGGCCGACGUCCCUGCUGGGGUCAGCCGUGUUCAUCCUGUUCUACCCCACCAUGAUGUUUAGCUCCAGACUGACCGCCUACUUCAGGAGGAGGGGCGUGGCCGUCACCGACCGCCGAGUCCAGAAGAUGAACGAGAUCCUCAGCUACAUCAAGUUCAUCAAGAUGUACGCCUGGGUCAAAGCCUUCUCUCAGGACGUCCGCCGAAUCCGUGAUGAGGAGCGCAAGAUCCUGGAGCUUACCGGAUACUUCCAGAGCAUCACUGUGGGCGUAGCUCCCAUUGUUGUGGUCAUCGCCAGCGUGGCGACUUUCUCCACUCACAUGUUGCUAGGAUACGACCUGACAGCAGCCCAGGCCUUCACUGUGGUAACUGUCUUCAAUGCCAUGACCUUUGCCCUUAAGGUGACCCCGUUCUCUGUUAAGUCCCUGUCUGAGGCUUCAGUGGCAAUGGAGAGAUUCAAGAACCUCCUCCUGUUACCGGAGGUUGACAGCAUCCCAGCAUUGCCUGGCGACCCUGAGGUUGCCGUGGAGAUGUGUGGAGCCAGCCUGGCGUGGGACGGAGGAGGACAGAGCGCUCAGCCGAGUCCGUGUGUCCGACCGGCCGCCAGACUCCGACACAGAGACAAGUGCAGAGACCGAAGAGUCCUGCAGGAGGAGGAGGAGGAAGAGGAGGGGACCGGAUCUCUGCUGAGAGGAGGAGGAGGACCAGAGGCAUUGUCCAGUCCAGAGGAGGAGGAGGAGGAGGAGGUGUGUCCUCCCCUCCUGCCCGUCCCUCCUCCAACCAUUCAACUUCAGAGCACUUUGCACUGCAUUAACCUGAGAGUCCACCAGGGGAGGCUGGUGGGAGUUUGUGGAAGUGUCGGCAGUGGAAAGACUUCGCUGAUCUCCGCCAUCUUAGGACAGAUGACGGUGUUGGAGGGCAGCGUGGCCGUCAGAGGACGACUGGCCUACGUGGCCCAACAGGCCUGGAUCCUGAACGCAACGCUUCGAGACAACAUCCUGUUUGGACGGGAGUACCAGGAGGACAGGUACCAGUCGGUGCUGAGCGUGUGUUGUCUGAGACCGGACCUCACUCUGCUGCCGAAUGCCGACCUCACUGAGAUUGGCGAACGCGGUGCGAACCUGAGCGGCGGUCAGCGGCAGCGAAUCAGCUUGGCCCGUGCUCUGUACAGCGACCGGGACGUUUACAUCCUGGACGACCCACUGAGCGCGCUCGACACCCACGUGGCCAACCACAUCUUCAACAACGCCAUCAGGAAGCAGCUCCGCCACAAGACCGUCAUCUUCAUCACACACCAGCUGCAGUACCUGGUGGACUGUGACGAUGUGAUCCUCAUGAGAGACGGUAGUAUAGUGGAGCAGGGUCACCAUGACAACCUGAUGAAGCUGAACGGAGACUACGCCGCCAUGUUUAACCACUUUCAGCUGGGAGACGCCCCAUACAUAGAGCCUCUUAACAGGAAGAGCGGUGGUUCUCAGAGGAAACCAGCCGACAGUAAACCUGGAUCAGUGAAAAAAAACAACAGUCCACCAGUGAAGGACGGCGGGGAGGAGCAGCAGUGUGGGGGCGUGGCCUGGCCGGUGUUUCGUCUCUACAUGUCAGAGUGCGGUGGCUCCGCCUCCUGCCUGCUCAUCCUGGUCCUGUUCGUCUUGAAUGUGGGAAGCUCCGCCUUCUGUCAGUGGUGGCUCAGCUACUGGGUGAACCAGGGCAGCGGGAACACCACUGUAACCCAGGGCAACAGUUCAGCUGUCAGCAUCAGCAUGAAGGACAAUCCCAUGAUGCAACACUACGUCGCUAUCUACGCCUCCUCCAUGGGGGUCAUGCUGCUCCUCAAACUGAUCCGGGGCGUCGCUUUCGUCAAGGGAACCCUACGAGCUUCCUCCAAACUACACGACGAGCUCUUCCAUAAGAUCCUCCGCUGCCCCAUGAAGUUCUUCGACACGACGCCGACUGGACGGAUCCUCAACCGCUUCUCCAAGGACAUGGACGAAGUGGACACCCGUCUGCCCUUCCAGGCUGAGAUGUUCAUCCAAAAUGUGAUCCUGGUCUUCUUCUGCCUCGGUGUCAUCAGCUGUGUUUUCCCAUGGUUCCUUGUGGCGGUGGGUCCUCUGGUCUUGCUGUUCGCUGGUCUCCACAGCGUCUCCAGAGUCUUCAUCCGGGAGUUGAAGCGUCUGGACAACGUCACCAUGUCCCCUUUUAUGUCCCACAUCACAUCCAGCAUUCAGGGCCUGGCCACACUGCGGGCCUACAACCGGGGACAGGACUUCCUGCACCAGUACCAGGUUCUGCUGGACCAGAACCAGGCUCCAUUCUACCUGUUCAGCUGUGCCAUGCGCUGGCUGGCGGUACGUUUGGAUGUCAUCAGCGUGGCUCUGAUCAGCAUCACGGCCCUGAUGAUGGUCCUGAUGCACGGACAGAUCCCUCCCGCCUACGCCGGACUGGCCAUCUCUUACGCCGUGCAGUUGACAGGUUUGUUCCAGUUCACAGUGCGUUUAGCCUCUGAGACUGAAGCUCGCUUCACCUCUGUGGAGAGAAUCCACCAUUACAUCCAGUCCCUGUCCCAGGAAGCCCCGGCCCGGGUCAAAGGUCACGCUCCGCCGGUGGACUGGCCCCAGCAGGGGAAGUUGGUGUUCAGGGAGGUGGAGAUGAGGUACCAGGAGAACCUGCCUCUGGUCCUGAACCGGAUUUCCUGCACCAUCCGACCCAAAGAGAAGGUCGGCAUCGUAGGGCGGACUGGCUCAGGGAAGUCAUCUCUGGGCGUUGCCCUGUUCCGGCUCGUGGAGUGCUGUGGAGGAUCGAUCCUAAUUGACAGUGUUGACAUCAGCGACAUCGGAUUGGCCGACCUCCGCAGUAAACUGUCAAUCAUCCCCCAAGACCCGGUCCUGUUCAGCGGGACCCUCAGGUUCAACUUGGACCCAUUUAACCAGUACACUGAAGACCAGAUCUGGAACGCCCUGGACCGGAGUCACAUGAAGGAGUGUGUCAGUCAGCUGCCUCUGAAGCUGGAGUCGGAGGUGGUGGAGAACGGAGAAAACUUCUCAGUUGGAGAAAGACAACUGCUGUGUGUCGCCAGAGCUCUGCUGAGGCAAUGCAAGGUGCUGGUCCUGGACGAGGCAACGGCUGCGAUGGACGCUGAGACGGACGCCCUGAUCCAGGAGACAAUCCGCAGCUCCUUCCAGGACUGUACAACGCUGACCAUUGCCCACCGGCUGCACACGGUCCUCGCCUCCGACCGCAUCAUGGUCCUGAACCAGGGACAGGUGGUGGAGUUCGACGAGCCGUCCAGGCUGCUGGCCAAUGAGAACUCUCGCCUGUGCUCGAUGCUGGCCGCCGUGGAGAACAAGAUCUCAGUGCGAGGAUGAGUCAGAGGUCAGAGGUCACAGUGCCAGGUGCUGUUACUGUAAAUGAUAUUCAUAGAAUCUAAAUGUGUAAAUGAAUGGUGGCUCUGUACGAGGCCACAGCCAUCUCGCCGUCACAUGACUUACUGUUGCUUUUUUUGCAACAUGACGACAUUUUGUCCGUUUUUUUUUUGUUGUUGUUCUUUUUGGUCGUGUGACCUAACAUAAACAGGUCCUCUUCUGAUGAUCAUGUGACUGGAUGUUUUGAGUUUUUCAUAAUCAUGUGACAAACUCCGCCUCCUAAAAUAUGUUGACCUUCCACUCAGAACACAGUGACAUUUACUGAACAUUGACAGGGUCUGGUGGACCAGCCUCCAUCUUGGAUCAGGACACUUAAUAUACAUUCAGAUGCAGCCAAAUGUGGCCCAAAUCCGAUUUUUUCCCCAUAUGUGACCUGUAGCUGAUCUGUUACAGACAGUUUGAACAGCACUAAUCUGACCCAGACCACUUUC
Messenger RNA from Sphaeramia orbicularis (orbiculate cardinalfish), 4836 nucleotides. It is a transcript of the gene abcc5, whose product is annotated as ATP-binding cassette, sub-family C (CFTR/MRP), member 5. The coding region runs from base 188 to 4348 and encodes 1386 amino acids. Lineage: Eukaryota; Metazoa; Chordata; Actinopteri; Kurtiformes; Apogonidae. The record is from RefSeq and is a predicted model, not a curated record. Gene Ontology annotation, biological process: transmembrane transport. Gene Ontology annotation, molecular function: ATP hydrolysis activity; ABC-type transporter activity; ATP binding. Gene Ontology annotation, cellular component: membrane. The transcript is spliced from 29 exons.